This is a messenger RNA of Tympanuchus pallidicinctus (lesser prairie-chicken), 1043 nucleotides long. It is a transcript of the gene SHISA4, whose product is annotated as shisa family member 4. The transcript has 5 exons. The record is from RefSeq and is a predicted model, not a curated record. Lineage: Eukaryota; Metazoa; Chordata; Aves; Galliformes; Phasianidae. The coding region runs from base 132 to 731 and encodes 199 amino acids.
AGGGGGGGGCACCGGGCGGCGGCCGAGUUCCACCGGCUGCGGCGUCACUGCGGGCCUGCAACGAACCGGCACCGAACCGGCACCGCCAUCGGCACCGCGCGGGGUGCGCGACGGCCCCCCCCAGCCCCCCGAUGGGCCCCGCCGGCAGCCGCUGGCCGCUGGUCGGCACCGUGCUGAUGGCCGUGACCGCUUCGCUGGUGGCGGGGGGCGAGGACUGCCUGUGGUACGUGGACAAGAACGGCUCGUGGCAUCCCGGCUUCGACUGCGAGGCUCUGUCGUUCUGCUGCGGCUCCUGUCACCAGCGGUACUGCUGCUACGACCCCCUGCGCCUCCUGACCGAGCGCCAGCAGCGCCACUGCCUCGCCUUCAGCCCUAAGACCAUCGCGGGCAUCGCCUCGGCCGUGGUGCUGUUCAUCGCCAUCGUCACCACCAUCGUCUGCUGCUUCAUGUGCUCCUGCUGUUAUCUGUACCAGCGGCGGCAGCACCUCCGCACCCCCCUGCAAGGCCCUGAGAUCCCGCUGGCCAGCUAUCCUGCACCCCCACCUGCUCCCUUCCCUGUGGACCCCAAAGCCGGCCCCAUGCCCCCCCAGCCCGGCUUCGCCCCCAUGGCCAUGUACCCACCCACCGGCCCCGCCGCCCAGUACCCGCUGUACCCCUCAGGACCCCCGGUCUACAACCCUACAGCACCACCACCCUACGUCCCCGCACAGCCCAGUUAUCCCGGUGCCUGAGCCCCCCUGGGGACUCCUGUCUCAAUGGUGACACCUAUAAGGGACACAGCGGUGGGGGGGGGGAGGGGGGGUCCUGCUGUCCCCACCCCAGGGCCGCGAUUCUGCCCUGCGAUGCUCAUGGAAAUCUCUGCCCCCCGCCCCCCCGGCCACAGCAGGGACAAGCAGCACAGAGGGCCUUUUGUCCCCACUCCACACACUGGGCCCAUUGUGGGUGCUCUCGGGGGGGGCCAUGCAUGAAGGUGGGGGCAGCGAGGCCGGGGGUCCCCCUGCCCUCCGGCACCAGAGGGGAGCCGUGGUCCAAACGGGCAGCAU